AUGCAUCAGAUAGGGAGCGGCAUGUACGUGUCCGGCCGGGCGCCGGACAGGAAGCGGGAGCGGCAGCUGUCGUCGGGGUCGGUAGCCACGCCGCCGUACACCGGCGGGGACCUGUCGCGGUCCGGCGAGCUGGGCCGGAUGUUCGACGUCGCCUCCUCGUCGUGGCAGUCGCAGGCGCCGUCCCCGGCCUCCUCCUCGCGCCGCAGCUCCGGGCACCUGCCGCUGCCGCCCCGGCCUGCCCCGUCGCCGUCGGCGUCCGGGCCGCUGUCGCAGCUCUCGCACUCGGGCCUCCUCGUGGGCCCGUCGCCUCCCGCCGCGCCUUCGCCGUCGCCGGCUCGCGGAGGGUCGUGGAGGAAGGCGAGCCGGAGGCGCGCGGCCGCCAUGGAGGAGGCGGCGCCCGUCGUGGCGCGCGGGAGCACGAAGCUCGCGGUCCCGUUCGCGUGCUACGUGCUGGUGCUCGUGGCCGCCGCGGCCGGGGUCGGCGCCGGGCUGUUCUUCCUCGUGGCGUGGCGCCGGUGGGAGGCGCUCGCGGCUGCGGGCGGCGCGGUGGCGGCAGCCGCGGCCGUGCUCGCCUGGAACUUUCUGCGGUGCGCGGCGGAGGCGGAGCGGUUCUUCCGGCUGUCCCCCGACACGGUGUUCGAGCAGGGGGACAUGCCCAUCGGCGAGCUCGUCAAGAUCACCGGGCAAGUGACCUGCGGCCGGGUGCCCGUGGGGGCCUGCUUCCACGACGCCGCCCGGUGCGUCUUCACGUCGGUCCGGAUGUACGGCCGCCGUGGGUGGGCGUGGGCCUGCUGCUGCUCCCGGUGGCAGCUCCGGCACUCCGAGGCGCGGUCGACGAACUUCUACAUCUCCGACAGGAACACCGGGAGGAGGUUCUACGUGCGCGCCGGAGAAGGCGCCAAGAUCACCUGGAUGAUCAACCGGAAAACCACCAGCUUCGACGGCGGAGACGGCAAGGGCAAGGGCGCGUCACGGAGCCUCAAGAGCUGGGCGGCGAGCACCGGCGUGUCCUGCGACGGCGCCGUGCGCGUCGAAGAAGGGUUCAUCAGGGAGGGAGACACGGCGAGCGUGAUCGGCGUGCUGAAGAGGCACCACGCCUUCGACGUCGUCGACGCGCCGGACGGCGUGGUGGCCACCGGCUGCCAGCCGGCGAGGUGCAUGUUCCCCGUGCUCGUCGAGGGGCUGGUGCUCAUCGGCAGCGACGACCCCGACGAGGGCUUCUACAUGGUCUAA
Messenger RNA from Triticum turgidum subsp. durum (durum wheat), 1233 nucleotides. Lineage: Eukaryota; Viridiplantae; Streptophyta; Magnoliopsida; Poales; Poaceae. The record is from the annotation of a GenBank genome assembly.